Messenger RNA from Ricinus communis (castor bean), 1558 nucleotides. Its product is annotated as pectate lyase. Gene Ontology annotation, molecular function: pectate lyase activity. The transcript has 4 exons. The record is from RefSeq and is a predicted model, not a curated record. The coding region runs from base 62 to 1363 and encodes 433 amino acids. NCBI's taxonomy places the organism in Eukaryota, Viridiplantae, Streptophyta, Magnoliopsida, Malpighiales, Euphorbiaceae.
CAUAUCUCCUUUUCUUUUUCCCUUUGUUUAUACAUUUAUUUACGUUUGAUUGAGGUUCCAAAUGGAAACUGUGAAGUACAUAAAGUUGCUUGUUAUUGCAUUUGCUACCAUAAUUCCUACCUUGAAAGCCAACAUUGCUCAUUUUGACAAAGUCUGGCAGCAGCGAGCCAAAGAGGCUUCGCAUGCUGCUCUACAGGCCUACCACCCCAAUCCUGAAGACAUCGUUAACCAUUUCAAUAAGGAAGUUGCCAAGUCCCUAAAUGACUUCAGUAGCACUAGCAGUCAACUAAGCCAACAUAAAAGACCAUGUCAUGCCACAAAUCCUAUUGACCGAUGUUGGAGGUGUGAUGCAAACUGGGCUAGUAACCGCAAGAAGCUGGCUGGUUGUGCCCUAGGGUUCGGCCGGAUGACCACCGGAGGCAAGGACGGGGAUUACUACGUCGUGACGGACCCAUCCGAUGAUGACUUGGUGAACCCGAGAGAAGGUACAUUGCGCUAUGGAGUAAUCCAGGACAGGCCACUCUGGAUAACAUUCGCAGGGGACAUGGUGAUCACUCUAAGCCAAGAGCUAAUUAUAAACUCUAAUAAGACCAUUGACGGCCGUGGGGCUAAUGUGCAUAUCAGCUGUGGUGCUCAAAUUACUAUACAGUACGCGAGAAAUAUCAUCAUUCAUGGCAUCCACAUUCAUGAUAUCAGAGGUGGUAGCGGUGGCAAGAUUAGAGACUCAGAAACACACUUUGGAAAGAGAACUGCUAGUGAUGGAGACGGGAUCUCCAUUUACGGAUCCAAUAAUAUUUGGAUCGAUCAUGUCUCCAUCUCUAAUUGCACUGAUGGCCUUAUUGAUGCUAUAAUGGCAUCCACUGCCAUCACCAUCUCUAACUGCCACUUUACCCGGCAUAACACUGUAAUGCUAUUAGGUGGAAAUAAUAAGUUCUCGGCAGAUUCAGUGAUGCAAGUAACAGUGGCUUUUAACCACUUUGAUCGUAAACUGGUACAAAGAAUGCCUAGGGUUCGGUAUGGACUUGCCCAUGUGGUAAAUAAUGACUACACCAGCUGGGAAAUGUAUGCCAUCGGUGGUAGCGAGCACCCCACCAUCAUUAGCCAGGGUAACCGCUUUCUUGCACCCCCUGAUCCAGACUGCAAACAGGUCACCAAGAGGAAUGUCGAGCCCGAAAGUGAGUGGAAAUCAUGGAAUUGGAGAUCAGAGGGAGAUCUGAUGCUGAAUGGAGCUUUCUUUGUUGAAUCUGGUAGUCCGAUAGAGACACACGGGAAGGAGGAGGUACAUGCAAUGCCGGGGACACUUGUCCACAGGCUCACUCGUUAUGCUGGAGCUCUUCAUUGCAAAAAACAAAAACCUUGCUGACAAAAUUGACAUUGAUCAAGGAGAAGCUGUAGGUGAACCCUGUUUCUGAAGCAGAGUUUUAGUUUAGAGAGCAAGUUUUACAAACAUAUUGUGAUUUUCUUGUGAUUUAGGCCUACUAUCAUUGUCGUGUUGGCUAAUGCUAAUGGCAGUUUUGUUCCUCAAGUACCUUUUGUGUGUAUUAUUCCUCCUUUCACA